GCUGCACUGCAUUAACAACUGCAAAAAUCCAUGAAGCUCUACAAGCAAUCAAGCUUGAUUCACAAGCGAGACAAUGAGAUCACCUCCGGCCAAAACUCCCCGUAUAUAUCCAGAACUCCAAAGCCCCCCAAAACUCUCCCCAGAUCCAUUAACUACCUCUUCAAAGAACAGCGCUUCUUGUUCAUCCUCGUCGGCAUUUUAAUCGGCUCCACAUUCUUCAUUUUCCAACCCACUCUUUCACGUUUAUCCCCACAUGAAACCGCCCAACCUUUCUCCAAUUCAAUAACUCGCCACACCCAGCAUUUCCCCUCGACUUUCGGCGCCAAAAUUGGGAGAGUUCCGGUGGAAAUCGGACGGCGGAGAUUGAGGAUUGUCGUGACGGGCGGGGCUGGAUUUGUUGGGAGUCAUUUGGUGGAUAAAUUGAUUAAUAGAGGUGAUGAAGUGAUCGCGAUCGAUAAUUUUUUCACUGGGAGGAAGGAGAAUUUGGUUCACCAUCUUGGGAAACCGAGGUUCGAGCUCAUUCGACACGAUGUCGUUGAGCCGAUUUUACUCGAAGUUGAUCAGAUCUAUCACUUGGCUUGCCCCGCCUCGCCGGUUCAUUACAAGUAUAAUCCUGUCAAGACUAUUAAGACAAAUGUGAUGGGUACUCUUAAUAUGUUGGGACUUGCAAAGAGAGUUGGAGCCAAGUUCCUGCUUACGAGCACAAGUGAGGUUUAUGGUGAUCCACUUGAGCAUCCACAGAAGGAGACGUAUUGGGGAAAUGUGAAUCCAAUUGGUGUGAGGAGCUGCUAUGAUGAAGGAAAGCGGACGGCAGAAACUUUAACGAUGGAUUAUCACCGAGGUGCAGGUGUUGAGGUAUGCAUUGCUCGUAUAUUUAAUACAUAUGGGCCUCGCAUGUGUUUAGAUGAUGGACGUGUUGUCAGCAAUUUUGUCUCUCAGGCCAUCCGCAAACAACCAAUGACUAUUUAUGGUGAUGGGAAACAGACACGGAGCUUCCAAUAUGUGUCUGACUUGGUGGAGGGAUUGGUGGCAUUGAUGGAAAGUGAGCAUGUCGGCCCUUUCAACAUGGGUAACCCUGGAGAAUUCACCAUGUUAGAGCUUGCUGAGGUCGUGAAAGAGAUAAUUGAUCCAAGUGCAACAAUAGAAUUCAAGCAAAAUACUGCUGAUGACCCUUCCAAGAGGAAGCCAGAUAUUAGUAAAGCAAAGGAGUUACUGAACUGGGAGCCAAAAAUAUCUCUGAGACAGGGUUUACCGCGCAUGGUAAGCGAUUUUAGGAAUCGCAUUUUGAAUGAAGAUGAGGGAAAAGGGAUAAAGUAAUAUUUACAGGAUUUUAACAUGUAAAGUUUGAAGAGCAUGUCUGUAUGUUGUUGAUUCAUUCUAUCAUAUUAUUAUUACAUUAAUUUACAUUAGUUGGAAA
Molecule: messenger RNA, 1417 nt
Organism: Pistacia vera
Lineage: Eukaryota; Viridiplantae; Streptophyta; Magnoliopsida; Sapindales; Anacardiaceae
Product: UDP-glucuronic acid decarboxylase 1
Exons: 7
Coding region: 31-1317 (428 amino acids)
Biological process (GO): D-xylose metabolic process
Cellular component (GO): cytoplasm
Molecular function (GO): NAD+ binding; UDP-glucuronate decarboxylase activity
Source: RefSeq, a predicted model, not a curated record